AUGGCGGCGGAACAGCGAAAGCUGCUCGAGCAGCUCAUGGGAGCCGAACAGCUCACGGGAUCAGGCGCACAUGGUCGCAAUGCCCAACUCUCCAUUACCGACAGCAAGGUCUGCCGUUCCUACCUCGCUGGUACUUGCCCGCACGACCUGUUCACCAACACCAAGCAAGAUCUCGGCCCUUGUCCUAAGGUUCACAGCGAGGGCCUAAAGACCGAAUACGAUACUGCGUCUGCCGCCGAGAAAGCGAAAUGGGGAUUUGACUUCGAUUACCUGCGCGACAUGCAGAAGUACAUUGACGACUGUGACCGCCGAAUCGAGACUGCGCAGCGCCGACUGGAGAAGACUCCGGAUGAGAUUCGACAGACAAACGAUCUGCUCAAACAAAUCGCCGACCUUUCCAACACCAUCAAUUCCGGCCUCCUCGAAGUCUCCAUCCUCGGCGAGACAGGCUCUGUCGCACUGGCACUGAAUGAAAUGUACAAGGUCCGAACAGCCAAGCAGCAAAAAGAAAGCCUCGAGCGCGAUCUCAAGAAUCUGCAAGAUACAUCUGGUCCAUCCGGCCACCAGAAACUGCAAGUCUGCGACGUUUGCGGUGCCUACUUGUCUCGUCUUGACAAUGACCGCCGCUUGGCAGAUCACUUCUUCGGAAAGAUGCACAUGGGUUACUCAGACAUGCGCACGAACUGCAAGAAGCUGAGCGCAGAGCUGAAGGGCCGGGCCCCGCCAGUGCGCCACCACGAAGAAGAUGAUAACCCUUACGCCUCUGGUGGUCGCCCGGGUGCUGGUCGGGGUCCCCGUUAUGGAGGUGGUGGCGGCGGUGGUGGUGGAUAUCGGCGCCGCGGCGGUGGCAGAUGGUGA
Messenger RNA from Penicillium bovifimosum, 858 nucleotides. RefSeq names its product LUC7 domain-containing protein. The transcript is spliced from 3 exons. The record is from RefSeq and is a predicted model, not a curated record. NCBI's taxonomy places the organism in Eukaryota, Fungi, Ascomycota, Eurotiomycetes, Eurotiales, Aspergillaceae. Gene Ontology annotation, cellular component: U2-type prespliceosome; U1 snRNP. Gene Ontology annotation, molecular function: mRNA binding. Gene Ontology annotation, biological process: mRNA splice site recognition. Bases 1 to 858 code for a protein of 285 amino acids.